Messenger RNA from Didymodactylos carnosus, 462 nucleotides. The record is from the annotation of a GenBank genome assembly. NCBI's taxonomy places the organism in Eukaryota, Metazoa, Rotifera, Eurotatoria, Philodinida, Philodinidae.
AUGGGAUGGGGUAAUAUGUUGCUUUUCAUAUCAGUUGGUGCAGCAAAUAAAACAAUGCCUGACGAACGUACACGAAAGAUGUGGAUUGAAAUUGGUUUUCAAGUUGUUAAUGGUCUUCUUUUUAUAAUGAUUGUUGGUCAUACUCCAUGGCGAAUACGUGAUCUUUAUCAAUUUUAUAGUGAAAAACAUCGACCUGCACUUCUUCAGCGUCAUAAAUAUACAAAUAAUCUCAUAUUGCUUCAGUUUAUCCUUUGGAGUUUAAUAGUAAAUUCUAUAUUUCAAGUAGCUGUAGCUAUUUGUAUGUGGUCAAUGGAUAUGCACAAAAGACCUAUGUGGGCAGUAAGUAUCUUUGGUGGACUUAGCUUAGUUUCAGGUGUAUUUGCUGGUUUGGCACAAUUUAUAUUAGAAAGAAUAGCAAAAAACAAAGUAAAAAUGCAACAACAGUCCACUAGCGUUAUUUAA